CAUUUCCAGCAAAGAGCAAAUUUCUUCUUUAUCAUCUUCAUCUUGCCUUGAUCCCUUGAUGCUUUAGCUCAGGCAGGGUCCACUUGAUUAUAAUAUUUCAUUGAUUUGACCAAAAAGUACACCGAAAUGGAUAUGGAAUUUGAAGCUGACAAGAAAGAAAAUAAGGACGAAGCACAAGAAAAGGAUAAUAAACCAAAAAGCUCAAAAAAGAAGAAUAAACGGAAAAAGGCCACAAAUGGCGUAGAUGGUGAAAAAAAUCUGGUGUCCACCAUUAAUGAGUCUGAGGUCCAAGCGGGAUGCAACAUAUCAAUUCAGGAUAUUCGAAAAGCAAUGGAGGUGUUUUCGUUACAACAGAAGCCGGCGAAAACGCCAGAGGAAGCUCUACAGAAGCCCUAUCAGUUCUGGAGUACUCAGCCUGUACCAAAGAUGGAUGAGAAGAUAACAGUGAACGAGCCAAUCGAGGUGGACAAGAAGGCAUCGGAGAUCAGGCAGGAGCCGUACAGCCUCCCCGCCGGCUUCCAGUGGGACACGCUCACCCUGGACGACCCCCUCGUGCUCAAGGAGCUCUACACGCUGCUGAACGAGAACUAUGUCGAGGAUGACGAUAGCAUGUUCCGAUUCGACUAUCCGCCCCAGUUUCUCAAGUGGGCGCUUCAACCCCCCGGGUGGCGGAAAGAGUGGCACUGCGGUGUGAGAGUGACAAAGAGCGGGAGACUAGUCGGAUUUAUCAGUGCAAUACCUGCCACCUUAAAUAUUUACAAAUCAGCUCAGAAGAUGGUGGAGAUAAACUUUCUGUGUGUGCACAAAAAGCUGCGCCUGAAACGGGUGGCACCUGUUCUGAUCAGGGAGAUUACCAGGCGGGUCAACCAGACGGGCAUUUUCCAGGCGGUCUACACGGCAGGCGUCGUUCUGCCCAAACCUAUUGGCACGUGUCGGUCAGUGUCCAUUUGUGUCAAUUUAGAAUUAGUUUACUAUUUUAUCUGUGUGAGUCAUAUGUAUGGGAACCCUUCAAUAAGUUUUUUUGUGGUUUUGUUGUUGCAGUACCUGUCUAGAUUCGACCUGGUUCCGCUGUUUUCUGAGGAGGAGUUCCGUCAUUGGUUCCUGCCACAGGCGGGCAUUGUUGACACCUUCGUCGUCGAAAAGAACGGCGAAUUAACUGAUAUGGUGAGCUUCUACACUCUGCCAUCUACGGUGAUGCAUCACCCGGUUCAUAGGACCCUGAAGGCGGCCUAUUCCUUCUACAAUGUGUCAGUGGGCACACAGUGGGUGGACCUGAUGGGUGAUGCGCUCAUAUCUGCCAAAAAUGCUGGUUUUGAUGUAUUCAAUGCAUUAGAUCUGAUGGAAAAUAAGGAAUUCCUAGAACCAUUGAAAUUUGGAAUUGGGGAUGGAAACCUCCAGUACUAUCUCUACAAUUGGAGAUGCCCAUCUAUAGCACCAAACAAGAUUGGCCUUGUACUUCAAUGAAGAAGCAAUUGGGUUUAGCUGGCUGAAUUCUAUCAAUCGGUGUACAUUAUCUAUUGUAUAGCUUCUACACUAAAUAUUAUAAUUAUAUCAUUAUUGUCUUUAUCGUAUUUUGAUAGACCAAAAUGUUAAUGCACAAACUAGGCUCUUCAAUCUAUAGUGAGGAGAUCACAACAUUCUGUCAGCAUUGAUUAAAUGGGAGGCAUUGGUGUUAUUCCUUAGGGAUGCUGACAGUUUGAAAUGUUUCUCACCAUAGACACAUGAUGUGUUACCCAAAUAACUCGUUGAAACAACUUCGUUGAAAGAACGUCGUUGAAGCAACGUUGUCAACUAGUGGACACGAAAAUUAUAUAAACUGAAAUAGUUUGAAAGUCCCUUGAAGAAGAUAUUCUUGAUUUUGAGAGUAUGUCUUCUGAACGCUUUGCAAUAAGGUUUGUGCCCUCAACAUGUUUUUCGAAUGCAAGACUAAAUUUAUUUGUGAACUUGUAUGAAUUUGCUGAAUGAACAAGUCGUUGUAAAUAAAUUUACGUGGAUGGAAA
Nilaparvata lugens (brown planthopper) is the source of this 2000-nucleotide messenger RNA. RefSeq names its product glycylpeptide N-tetradecanoyltransferase 1 (gene Nmt). The transcript is spliced from 10 exons. Gene Ontology annotation, molecular function: glycylpeptide N-tetradecanoyltransferase activity. Lineage: Eukaryota; Metazoa; Arthropoda; Insecta; Hemiptera; Delphacidae. The record is from RefSeq and is a predicted model, not a curated record. Gene Ontology annotation, cellular component: cytoplasm. Gene Ontology annotation, biological process: N-terminal peptidyl-glycine N-myristoylation. Bases 127 to 1464 code for a protein of 445 amino acids.